ACAGAUGUCUGACAACUGAGAAACGUCACUUGCAGCCAAUCAAAUCGCCCCACGAUUUGUGCCACGUUGUGCUGUCAUCAGCAUCACUGUACGCCUCUUACUUCAUGUUGGUCGGGCAGUCGACGUUUGCUAAUAAGGGAGUGAGUUUCAUUAAAAAUUAAGAUGUAUGUUCUUUCGGCUUUUUGUUUAAUUGCUACGGCAUCUUUCGCGUUCGCCAACGAAGAAAUUAAAACUGAAGACGGCGUUCUGGUGCUAACAAAAGACAAUUUCGAGAGAGCCAUCAUCCACAACGAAUUCAUCCUCGUCGAAUUUUAUGCGCCAUGGUGUGGACAUUGUAAAGCGUUAGCCCCAGAAUAUGCAAAAGCCGCAAAAACUCUCGCCGAGCAAGGAUCCGCCAUUAAAUUAGCAAAGGUCGACGCUACAGAAGAAACCGAACUUGCAGAAGAAUAUCAAGUAAGAGGAUAUCCAACUCUUAAAUUCUUCAGAAGUCAAGCGCCUGUAGAAUACAACGGUGGAAGGCAGGCCGACGACAUCGUAUCAUGGCUUCUGAAGAAGACUGGACCUCCAGCGAAAGAACUGAAAACAGUCGAAGAAGCGAAAGAGUUCAUCGAAGCCGCUAAUGUUGCCGUCAUCGGUUUCUUCAAAGAUCAAACUAGUGAUACAGCCAAAGCGUACUUAUCGGCUGCUGCUACCAUCGACGAUCAUCCAUUCGGAAUCACCUCGGAAGAAGCUGUGUUCAAAGAGUAUGAAGCCGAAUGCGGAAAUAUCAUUUUGUUCAAGAAGUUUGAUGAAGGAAAGGUGCUGUUCGAAGGAGAAGCCACUGAAAAGGACAUCAAGAAAUUCGUCACUGGAAACUCUUUACCGCUAAUCGUCGAAUUCAAUCACGAAACUGCACAGAAAAUCUUCGGUGGCGACAUCAAGAGCCACCUUCUUCUUUUCUUGAACAAGGGCGAGGAACACUUCGAGAAAGUAGUAGAAGCCGCUAGAUCCGUUGCUAAGCCAUUCAAAGAGCAGGUAUUAUUCGUUACCAUCGAUGCAGCUGAGGAAGACCAUCAACGAAUCCUCGAAUUCUUCGGUAUGAAGAAGGAAGAAGUACCAGCGGCCCGUCUCAUCAAACUUGAAGAAGAUAUGGCGAAAUACAAACCAGAUAAAAAUGAUUUAACAGCUGAGAGCAUCAAAAGAUUUGUCGAACGCUUCCUAGCUGGUAAACUCAAGCAGCAUUUGCUCAGUCAAGAACUUCCAGAUGAUUGGGAUACAGAAGCAGUUAAAAUUUUGGUAGCGAGCAAUUUCGACAGCGUAGUGUUCGAUUACAAAAAGAACGUGUUGGUUGAGUUUUAUGCUCCGUGGUGUGGCCACUGCAAGCAGUUGGCUCCCAUUUACGACAAAGUCGGGGAGCACUUCAAAGAUCACAAGAAGGUAGUCAUUGCCAAAAUCGAUGCUACUGCUAACGAAUUGGAGCAUACAAAAAUUACGAGCUUCCCUACGAUAAAACUGUAUACCAAACGUGAAAACAAGGUUAUAGAGUAUAACGGUCCGAGGACCUUUGAAGGUUUGAUCAAGUUCAUCGAGUCUGGAGGUGUGGAUGGUGCUGAAGAAACUGAUCCAUUCGAAGAAGAAGAGACGGAAGAUGAUGACUCUCCUAGGAAAGACGAGUUAUAAACUUUAGGUACUUAGUUUUAUUACUAACGUGAUUUCUAAAUUAUCAUUUAUACCGAUUUUUUAUAUCAAAAUUUACGGCGACUGUUUUGGCACUCGGUUCGUGUAGGUACCUAUUCAAUUUGAACUUCCUAAAAUAUUUUUUUUAAUUGUACCUCCAUUUAAGGAGGGUUUGUGAGACUGGUUGUGAAAUUGAUAUCUGCCUAACAUUAAGGUGCAAUUUCUUUAUUAACAUUCCUUUUUCUAUACUCUCUUCAUUAGGUUUUGUAUAUUUUAGUUCCAAGUAUUUAUUUUGUAAUCAAUUUCUUAUAUGAUAUUUUUCUACUGAUUCUGUUGUAGUGGUUUAGCAAAACGAUGUGCACAAUUGGCAGAUUUGUUGUUGUAUGUGGCGUGAAUGUGUAUUUUUUAACAUUAAAAGAAGUGUAAACUAAGAGAUAUUUUUUGUGAAUUAUUGUAAGGCAAAGCUGAAACAAAUAAAUGAAAUUACAUGUAAAA
Zophobas morio is the source of this 2151-nucleotide messenger RNA. RefSeq names its product Protein disulfide isomerase (gene Pdi). The coding region runs from base 163 to 1659 and encodes 498 amino acids. Gene Ontology annotation, cellular component: endoplasmic reticulum. The transcript is spliced from 4 exons. Gene Ontology annotation, molecular function: protein disulfide isomerase activity. Gene Ontology annotation, biological process: protein folding; response to endoplasmic reticulum stress. NCBI's taxonomy places the organism in Eukaryota, Metazoa, Arthropoda, Insecta, Coleoptera, Tenebrionidae. The record is from RefSeq and is a predicted model, not a curated record.